UCGUUAAUGCAGAAAGAAUGUGUAGAUGUGUGCGGAAAGAAAUAAAAUAGAUAAUUGACGACAACAAUGUUGUGGUACCAGUACAGCCAACUUAGAAAAAAUACAUUUAACCCGAACGAAAAGCAGACUGUACAAUUGAACAAAUGAAAUUACGUGCAAUAACGGAAAAUCAUCAAAGAUUAAUUCUUACCUUUCGGUUUUUCAAACAUUGUCGGCAGUGUCAAUAAAUGGCUGGACAUCACAUAAAACGUCCUCAUUAUGGAGUUUAAACGUAAACAGUUUGUUUGUGUUAAGUUAUCUUUACCCUCGUGACAUCCAUACCCACCAUAAUUAUUAAUGUGAAAGAAUUUCACAUCCACCCAGGUAGUUCUUUUUUGCCCUUUCCUACCUCUCGUAGCAGUGUAUUAUGCCCCUCCUCCUCCUCAGGUUAAGUAGUCAAACCAGUAGAUGGCGGUAAUUCAAGUAAAGGAAUUGAAAGCCACCAAACAACUGAGAAGUAGAAAAAUAAGCUGUAUAGAUGUGGGCAGGCUAGCCGGUUAGCUGUCUGUGCCACAUUUACCUUUUUUGCUGUAGACAUAAAUUUACAAAGCCGUCUGCCAUUUUGCAAACGUCGGUUUAUUUAGCCCGCAAUGCCGGUUCACUCCCGGGAAAAGAAAGAAAGUAACCACGAAGAAAUGGAGGUUGAUUUUCCCGAGCAGGACGGCAGCAGCACAGACGAAGAUGACACCGUUAGCUCCACCGUGUCCGAAGAUGGAGACAGUUCUGAGAUGGAUGAUGAAGAUUGUGAGAGAAGAAGGAUGGAAUGUCUGGAUGAGAUGACCACGCUGGAGAAACAGUUUACUGACCUGAAGGAGCAGUUGUACAAGGAACGUUUAAGCCAGGUAGACAUCAAGCUACAGGAAGUGAUGGCUGGCUGUGCCCAGGAGUACCUGGAACCUUUAGCCAACCUGCAGGAGAACAUGCAGAUUCGGACUAAAGUUGCUGGCAUUUAUAGGGAGCUUUGUUUGGAAUCAGUGAAGAAUAAGUACGAGUGUGAAAUACAAGCAGCUUGUCAACAUUGGGAGAGUGAGAAGUUGCUUCUGUUUGAUACCGUGCAGAGUGAACUAGAGGAGAAGAUAAGGAGAUUGGAAGAAGACAGACACAGUAUCGACAUCACCUCAGAGUUGUGGAACGACGGACUGCACUCGAGGAAGAACAAGAAAAAAGACCCGUUCUGCCCAGUUAAGAAGAAGAAGCCCGUUGUUGUGUCUGGACCUUAUAUUGUUUACAUGUUGCAAGAUCUGGACAUCCUUGAAGACUGGACAGCGAUAAGGAAGGCGAUGGCAUCUCUGGGGCCACACAGAGUGAAGGUGGAUGUACCGACAGUCAAGUCUGACAGGCAUCACCACGUCGCACGCUCCGAGGAUGGUCGCCUUUUCUACGACAACCAGUGGUACUGCAGGGGGCAGGGCAUCUGCAUCAACAGGAAGGACGAAUACCCAACAAGUGCCAUUAUCACCACCAUUAACAACGACGAGGUGUGGUUCAAACGUUUGGACGGAACUAAGUCGAAGUUGUACAUCUCCCAGUUGCAGAAAGGAAAAUACACCAUCAAGCACUCGUAAACAAACACGUACCGAACUUGCCCCGCUUUUCCUCUGCUUCUUUUCAUACCCGCUUGCCAUAUGUUUCGAUUUGUAUGUGCACCGGAAGACGGAGGACAUUUGUCUUUGGGAAGGUGGUCUUCUCUGUUGUUGUGUAUAUGUACAGUGUGUUGAUAAAAUUGACAAGGCCACGAAGUGUUAUUCCCUCUUGAACGGUGAUGAAUGAAAGCUGCUGCUGAGGAAGAAGACAAAGGAAGAAAAAAUAAACAGAUUUGAACUGCGAAACUCAGUCUUCUGCCUUUUGGAGUCAAGAUGGUGCCUAGGCUGACAAAUCAAAAAAAAAAGGGGGGGGGGGGGGUGACUCCGAACCAAUAAGGCUAUGACGCUUUAUUGUGUAAUGUGUUGGCACCAGAAGGACUAAAGCGGGUCAUUGAGCAAGUGAUUGAAAAAAAAUCCAGAUCGUGGCGAGGAUGCUGUGAAACUUGAAUUUUGUGCUCCACAGAGCCGACUAAAUCUGUAUUUAGAGUGCAAAUGUUUAAAGAAAAACAAACUAUAUGCUGUAUAGUCAUAGCAAAGACAUCAUGAAAUGAGAAAAAAAUCACUGACAUCAACUACUUUUCCCCCAAAAUCUUGGGGAACCACUGUAAUUAAUUCCUUUGUAUUGUAAUGUUUCAGUGUAGUUUUACAGUAUGACGGUUACACUCGGCAACAGCAACAACUGCUGGAAGAGAGAUUUACAUACAGAUGUGUAUAAGUGUGUGUGUGUGUGUGGCGCGAUUGGUCCACUGCGAUCCUCCCUCUUUGUUUCCUUCUCUUGUUGCCAUUACCGCGGCGGUGCCUAGAAUUAAUUUGUACCUGACCGAGGUCGUUGUCUUCUGGGAAGUUAACAUCACGUCAAGGCCCAAAUGAAUUUGUGCAAUUUGAUAUACAGUACAGUACUUCCUUUAAGGCAGGAUCCUGAAAGGUGAAGUGAACAGGUUUGGGUGUGGUCAGAAUGAAGCAGCAUCAGAUCUGUAGGUAACAGUGACACUUUUCAUAGCUCUGUCUCUCUCUCUCCAUUGUGAGAGAGUGUGAAUGCAGUGUACAGUGAAUGGUUUGUCUAUUAAAGAAUGUUACUUCUUCCUU
This is a messenger RNA of Cynoglossus semilaevis (tongue sole), 2708 nucleotides long. RefSeq names its product BRMS1 like transcriptional repressor b (gene brms1lb). Lineage: Eukaryota; Metazoa; Chordata; Actinopteri; Pleuronectiformes; Cynoglossidae. The transcript is spliced from 10 exons. Bases 630 to 1604 code for a protein of 324 amino acids. The record is from RefSeq and is a predicted model, not a curated record.